Molecule: messenger RNA, 979 nt
Organism: Caenorhabditis elegans
Lineage: Eukaryota; Metazoa; Nematoda; Chromadorea; Rhabditida; Rhabditidae
Gene: C39F7.1
Exons: 3
Coding region: 124-948 (274 amino acids)
Source: RefSeq, marked reviewed
AAACCAGCCACGUCGUCGUUGCGCCCCAAGUCCUCCCAAAAAAGCGGUGCGAUGACAACGUGUGUGCUCGGCGAGCCCAAAGGCGAUUUUUGAUUUUUUUUUAAUUUUCAGUCGGCUUACCCAAUGUCUACUUUGUCUUAUUCUAACACAGUCCACGAUGGUAGUAAGCUAACGAAGAAAAAGAAGAAGACAAAUGGAAAUUUUGAUCCACGGAACAAACGGGAAGAAUCUCCAAUGUGGCUCAUGGAGGCGUGUGUCAAUCCAACAACUGCCGGCUCACGAAAAUGGCUAACAGAAUUUCUGCCGAUGGCUGCUCAGCUUCUUCUCGCCGACCGGCCGGCCUACAUAAUUGUUCGAAAUUCGUGGAAUCCCACACCGUUCGACCAUUAUCCAUCGAGACCUGCCACGUCUAUUCUGACGACGAGUGCCGGUAACGACAACAGCAUCUACGUUUCAACGGAUGCAAAGAUCUGGACAAGUCAAGAGAUCCGAGCCACCGUCGAGGACUGUGACUUUGCAUCCGGAAACAUGUGGUUCUACAUCGGAGCUCCACGAAGUUCCGACGAACUUUUCGAAAAUGUAAUCGAUCCACUGUUGCAGUGGAAUCGUGCACCAUCUGGCAGUGGUGAACUUAUUGGGAGUGCCGAAGACGCGUUGGCACUGCUGCAUUGGAAUGCUGCAGGAGAAGUCGCCGUGCUUGGAGCUCGAGAGCUGAAGAAGUUGGCUAGCCGUCUCGGGAUUGUUAUCGAGAAUGAAGACGCGAUGGUUAUCGACUGUCUCGAGGAGGACUUCUCUUCCAAUGCCGCCACCGCCACAUCCUCGGACGAACCAGAGGUGCCACGUAGAAUUCCGAUAUUCGAUAUGUUCUGGGUCGGCAUCGCGUUAAUUAUCCUCCAAUUGUUGUACUUGUUAUCGAAAUUCGACUUUUUCCGGGAAUGGUUCGCCUAAAGAUAAUUGAUAAAUAAAAACUAAAACAGAA